Messenger RNA from Meriones unguiculatus (Mongolian gerbil), 506 nucleotides. RefSeq names its product large ribosomal subunit protein P1-like. Gene Ontology annotation, biological process: cytoplasmic translation; translational elongation. Gene Ontology annotation, molecular function: ribonucleoprotein complex binding; protein kinase activator activity; structural constituent of ribosome. Lineage: Eukaryota; Metazoa; Chordata; Mammalia; Rodentia; Muridae. The transcript has a single exon. Gene Ontology annotation, cellular component: cytosolic large ribosomal subunit; ribosome. The record is from RefSeq and is a predicted model, not a curated record. The coding region runs from base 105 to 452 and encodes 115 amino acids.
CUCCGCUGCCGCCAAGGUGCUCCGUCCUUCCGAGGGAGCUAAGGCCGCUUUGGGGUGAGUCCCUCACUUCCUCCUGCGACUAGCACCAUUCCGGCAACCGCAAAAUGGCCUCAGUCUCCGAGCUCGCCUGCAUCUACUCCGCCUCCGCCCUCAUUCUUCACGAGGUGACGGUCACGGAGGAUAAGAUCAAUGCCCUCAUCAAAGCAGCCGGUGUCAACGUUGAACCAUUCUGGCCUGGCUUGUUUGCAAAGGCCCUGGCCAAUGUCAACAUUGGGAGCCUCAUCUGCAAUGUAGGGCCUGGUGGGCCAGCUCCAGCAGCUGGAGCUGCACCUGCAGGAGGUCCUGCCCCAGCCGCUGCUGCUGCCCCAGCUGAGGAGAAGAAAGUGGAAGCGAAGAAGGAAGAAUCUGAAGAGUCUGAUGAUGACAUGGGCUUCUUCGGUCUUUUUGACUAAACCUCUUGUUAACAUGUCCAAUAAAAAAGCUGAACCUGAAAAAAAAAAAAAAAA